CCCUUAUAUAUAUGUAUUUAUAUAUAAACAAUUUUUGCCCGGAAAAAUUAGAUAAUAAAGCCUCCAAUUUUUAGCGCCCUUAAACAAAGUUUUCCUCAACAACCUUUUUUCUCUCGCUUCUCAAUCUCUACUCCCUCUACUUCGAUGGCUUCAUAUGAAGAGGAGCCGCCGCCGACUAUCCGGUUUACAAACAUCAAAGAGCUCUGCCAGGCAAUUAAGCAGGUUCCUGGAGAUUUUCUGAUUGUCCAAAGUGUUUCUCUUACCGAUUUUGAAGAAAUCAGUCGCCAAGAACCUCGUCGAUUUCGUUUACGCCGGUACCAUGCCGAUAGGGAGAUUCUGAUUAUCACAAUCCCCAGUGAUUUGCACGAAGCACUCCAUAUCGGGAUCUACCGGAGAUAUGACUAUCAGCUUGGGCCAGGAGGGAUAGAGAGCUGGAGAUCAAUUGGCAGCACUACCUUUCGACCACAAGGUCAUCCUGGAGGCGAUGGCGGUGAAGGUGAUUCAUGUGGUGGCCCAAAGCCAGCACGUAAAAAUAAAGGUGCCUGGCCAACCCUAGUCAUCGAGGCUGGGGAUUCUGAAUCCUUAGGUGACCUACGAGAUGAUAUGAGAUGGUGGUUUUCCGCAUCAGACCAUCAGGUUAAUAUUGUCAUUCUUGCCAAGUUUGAUCACCGUAAUCAACGGAUUAUAAUCGAGAGAUGGGAAGAAGAAAUUCAGACUCGCCCUGGCGCUACAACGACUAGAAGGGCAGCUUCUGGCGUCGUUCGGCCUGUAUUACGACAGAGUAUCACCAUCAUACGGGAUACAGCUACCGAUUCAUACCGUGUUACUAGAAGUGCAUUGGUACUUUCGUUUCGGCUUCUCUUUCUACGAGAUCCAGGUCCACAUGAAGGAGAUUUUAUCAUAAGCAUUGCAGAUUUGCAGGCUUACGCACGAGAUGUCUGGGAGGUCAUUUGAGGAUAAAUAGAUGGGUUAAUCGCUAAUCAGAAAACGGAACCUCCAACAUCGACACAAAGAUUACAAUACUUUAGACUGCUGAGGCUUAUAAACCCGUGGCAAGGCGAGGAGGGACUCGCAUACGCUGCGCAUCCGGUCUGUACACCGUGCCCCUUUCUAUCCAGAGGGAAGAAGUAGAUGAAAGUAGCUCUUAAACUACGACUAUAUCAAUAGAGUCGUG
This is a messenger RNA of Durotheca rogersii, 1174 nucleotides long. RefSeq lists its product as uncharacterized. Lineage: Eukaryota; Fungi; Ascomycota; Sordariomycetes; Xylariales; Xylariaceae. The transcript is spliced from 2 exons. The record is from RefSeq and is a predicted model, not a curated record. The coding region runs from base 145 to 954 and encodes 269 amino acids.